CUUAAUAUAGGUAUAUCUUGUAGCUUUUUAUUGAUGUUGUGUGACAGGUUUAUACUCCAUACAAUCCCCAGUUCUCAAACUGGUGUUCAUUGGAGACAUGGACCAAUUUAAAAAACGGUGGUAUAUCAAGACAAAAAUGCUGCUUUCCUGGCUGUUAAUGUUUGUACACAAUCCUGGAUAUUUGUCUGCAAUUCAAUUGCCACAACCUGGAAACCAAGCAAAUGUUGCAACUGGAACCACAAACCUCAUGAUCACUGCAACAGUAACAACUAAUCCAACUACAUGUUCGUGGUCAGGAACAGGACUAACUGGCACAGAAUUUUACUCAUCUGCUUUUGGUCGAUGUAAGACUCUUACACCAACUGCUACACAUAGCAUUACAUGCACAAAUGUAACUGGGGGAUUUUCUACAAGUCUGACAUACCUUACUGCAAUGACAAGCAACACCAAUGUUUCACUAACUUGUGGUUCUACUGCUUCUGUUGUUUACUCAUUGUCAAUGCUAGUAAAAGAUUGUUCAUCUCCAACAACCAACAAUGUUCCAGUCAACCCAUCAAGUGGUGUCUACAAAACUCAAGCUAACUUCCAGUGUUCCCAUGGUUCAACUUUAUUUAUUAUGAAUGGAACAACUGGAAACACUGCAACCAAAUGCCUUGCUACAGCAGAGUGGGAGAAUGAAAAGAUAGUUCAAUGUUGGUCAGCACCAACUGCUACAUUGAUUGGCAACAAUACCAUUUGUGCUGGAAACAUUGCUACAUUCCAAUGUAAUGCAACUGGGGGUGUUCCUUCUUUGGACAGAGUUGAAAUUUAUUUCAAUAAUCAAAAUCAAACGUUGGUUGGCAACACAUGGACAAGCAAUUCACUGAGUAGUUUAAACAAUGGAGAUAUAGUGGAAUGUAGAGCUAUAAAUAGCUACACUGCCAUGCAGGAAUAUUCAAACUUGGGAAGAAACAGCAAGACAUUGAUAGUUCAUUGUGAGUACAUUUUAUUAUAGUGUGAAGAUAGAAUUUAUUUGUGCUAUGCUAGUGUUAAAUUGAACGCCAACAUAGAUAUGUAAUGCUAUGAAUA
This is a messenger RNA of Ciona intestinalis (vase tunicate), 1068 nucleotides long. The record is from RefSeq and is a predicted model, not a curated record. Lineage: Eukaryota; Metazoa; Chordata; Ascidiacea; Phlebobranchia; Cionidae.